AUGGGGAAGCCAAAGAGGAAAAAUGACGCGAGCCGAGCCGAGCUGAUGAUGAUGACCAUCGCGGACGUCAUCAAGCAGCUGGUGGAGGCUCACGAGGAGGGGAGAGACAUCAACCUCAACAAAGUGAAGACAAAGAUAUCGGCCAAGUAUGGUCUGGAUAAUCAGCCUCGUCUGGUGGACAUAAUAGCUGCUGUUCCGCCUCAGUACCGACGAGCUCUGGUGCCCAAACUGAAGGCUAAACCCAUCCGCACUGCUAGUGGGAUUGCAGUCGUUGCUGUGAUGUGUAAACCACACAGAUGUCCUCACAUCAACUUCACCGGAAACAUCUGUGUUUACUGUCCUGGGGGUCCAGACUCUGACUUUGAAUACUCUACACAGUCCUACACUGGCUACGAGCCGACGUCCAUGAGAGCCAUCAGAGCCCGGUAUGACCCCUUCCUCCAGACCAGGCAUCGAGUAGAACAGUUGAAGCAAUUGGGACACACUGUGGACAAGGUGGAGUUCAUCGUUAUGGGUGGGACGUUCAUGGCGCUUGCCGAAGAAUACCGGGAUUACUUCAUCAGGAACCUCCACGACGCUCUCUCUGGACACACCUCUAACAAUGUGGCAGAGGCCGUCAGAUAUUCAGAGCGGAGUAAUACAAAAUGUGUAGGGAUCACCAUAGAGACGCGCCCUGACUACUGCCUGAAGCGACACUUGAGUGACAUGCUGAACUACGGCUGCACGCGGCUGGAGAUCGGGGUGCAAAGUGUGUAUGAGGACGUGGCCCGGGAUACAAACAGAGGUCACACUGUGAAGGCGGUGUGCGAGUCCUUCCAUUUGGCAAAAGACGCUGGAUUCAAAGUUGUGGCACACAUGAUGCCAGACUUGCCCAACGUAGGAAUGGAACGGGACAUUGAACAGUUUAUCGAAUUCUUUGAGAACCCAGCGUUUAGACCAGACGGCUUGAAGCUAUACCCGACUCUGGUGAUCCGCGGGACAGGUCUGUACGAGCUGUGGAAGACUGGACGUUACAAGAGCUACUCCCCAAGCGCUCUGGUCGACCUGGUGGCUCGAAUCCUGGCCCUGGUUCCCCCCUGGACAAGAGUCUACAGGGUGCAGAGGGAUAUCCCCAUGCCGUUGGUGAGCUCUGGCGUGGAACAUGGUAAUCUGAGGGAGCUGGCCUUGGCCCGGAUGAAGGACUUGGGCACUGAGUGCAGAGAUGUGCGAACAAGAGAAGUGGGUAUUCAGGAGAUUCAUCACAAAGUCAGGCCUUACCAGGUGGAGCUGGUGAGGAGGGACUACGUGGCCAACGGCGGCUGGGAGACCUUCUUGUCCUACGAGGAUCCAGAGCAGGACAUUCUGAUCGGACUCCUGCGCCUGCGCCGCUGUUCCCCUCAGACGUUCCGACCGGAGCUCAAAGGUGGCGCCUCCAUCGUGCGAGAGCUGCACGUUUACGGAAGCGUGGUCCCGGUCAGCAGCCGCGACCCCAGCAAGUUCCAGCAUCAGGGGUUCGGCAUGAUGCUGAUGGAGGAGGCGGAGAGGAUUGCCAGAGAGGAACACGGCUCCAAUAAACUGGCUGUCAUUUCAGGCGUCGGCACGAGAAACUACUACAGGAAGAUGGGCUACGAGCUGCAAGGCCCUUAUAUGGUCAAGGAUCUCUGCAGAGAGGAGGCGGAAGGAUUUUAA
Messenger RNA from Knipowitschia caucasica, 1668 nucleotides. The record is from the annotation of a GenBank genome assembly. Lineage: Eukaryota; Metazoa; Chordata; Actinopteri; Gobiiformes; Gobiidae.